Molecule: messenger RNA, 1015 nt
Organism: Portunus trituberculatus (swimming crab)
Lineage: Eukaryota; Metazoa; Arthropoda; Malacostraca; Decapoda; Portunidae
Exons: 2
Coding region: 123-632 (169 amino acids)
Source: RefSeq, a predicted model, not a curated record
CUUGAUUUUAUUAAGCGUGAGGUAGAGUCCCUUGCUGGGAUGCUGUAUAUAAGAGCGAGGAGAAAGUGUUUCAGCCACACUCUGGAUCCUCUUUCUCCCUCUGCUACACUCUGAACAUAAGGAUGGCCAAGGCAGCAGCAGCAGCAGCAGCAGCGUGGUGCCUCGUGUUAAUGGCGGCACUGGUGGCAGCGGAGGCAGACCCCGGUUACCAUAACAGAGGAAGGCUUUACUAUAAACGGCCUUAUUACAAGCGCCCCAGUUUUUACAGCCAGAGGCGACCGUACGGCAGUGUGAGUCACGGAUCUGUGCAUUCUGGGGCUUUUGGCAGCCACUCCUCUCUCGACCACGCCUCUGUCGGGCACCUCGGCGGACAGCCCGAAAUCCACACCUCUGUGGGGCAUGACAGCCACGUUGCCACCGACCACGCCUCUAUCGGACACCUCGGCGGGCAGCCCGACAUCCACACUUCUGUGGGGCAUGACAGCCACGUUGCCACCGACCACGGCUCUGUCGGGCAUGGUAGCCACGAUACCAUCAGCCACGCCUCCAGUGGGCCAGACCUGGUGAGCACCGUGGACCUGCGCUCCCAGCCCAGUCACUCCACCGAUGACUUGUUCCCGGGCCUGCAGUGAUACUACAGUUUCAACAAGUACAAACCAGCUGCUGGACACGACGGCUGCAGCGACUGGUGUUACUCCUCUGGUGCCAGCCUGUACUACUGCUACAACGAAGCACUCCACUAAGAUAACAACAGGCAGCAGAAGACAGCAGUGUACGAAUACUGCUGCUGUUACGGUAGCCAGUACGAUAUAAAAGUAAAAUGCAGUAAUCACGGACAUCUUCAGGGACAGUAACAAUACCAGUGUUGAACCUCACAAGAAACACAGCGAACAAAGGCAAUAAGUCGUGUUGUCAACAAACCAUUAGCAAAGCAGCACUACAUCGGCUUCAACAUGUUAUAUGUCACAUUGUUCCUUUUCAUCAUGGCAAUAGUAUAUUUUUAUUUUUUUAAGAA